Pundamilia nyererei is the source of this 1833-nucleotide messenger RNA. RefSeq names its product myelin basic protein a (gene mbpa). Bases 183 to 767 code for a protein of 194 amino acids. The record is from RefSeq and is a predicted model, not a curated record. Gene Ontology annotation, molecular function: structural constituent of myelin sheath. The transcript has 8 exons. NCBI's taxonomy places the organism in Eukaryota, Metazoa, Chordata, Actinopteri, Cichliformes, Cichlidae.
AUGGUGCCCUUGGGCCAAGGGGAUGACACCUUCAAAGACAGCCCCUGAGCGUCAGAUGGGCUGCAAACCACCCUGAAGGAGCAGCAGAGACGGGUUUUGGCACUGUGAGCUUUGGAAUAGCUUGGAAGAGGACUACUGAGUAAACAGAGAGGUCAACGCCACCAACAGCAGCAGCAGCUAGCAUGGCUACAGCGAGCACCUCAGGGCAGAGCGCUUUCGGGCUCGGGAGGAAAAAGAAGAACCCCGGUCUGAUGGAUCAGAUUAGCAAAUUCUUUGGAGGAAACAAAAAGAAGAGGAGCAAGGGGUCUUUCCGGGGUCAUCUGGCCGCCUCACCCCAGCAGUCCUCUUCCCGCCGUCGGACUAAUGAAAAUGCUGUUGUGCAUUUCUUCAGGAGCUUUGUUUCCUCUCCUCGUCCUAAAUCCAGGUGGAGAGACGUCUUGGGUUUGAGCGACUCACUGCUUCUGGAUGACUUUGAAAUCGCUCAACUAUUUAUGAACCACAGCCGGCCACGUCACCGCGUGCCGAGAGCACAAAGUCACCAGUCAGAAGGCGCAGAGACCAAAGCACGCUGUCCAGACUCUUCAACCUGUGAUGUUCUCGUCAGAGAUCAGGAGAAGGCAAGUCCCGUGCACCCUCUAAACGCUGGAGCACCAUCUUCUAAGCUCUCCACUGAGGACCAAACCGCAGAUCCGACACCGACGAGACCAAAAGAAGAGACAGAUACGCCUGCGGCAGACUCACGACCUCAAGAGAUGUUAACAAACUAACACGAUCCUCCUUUAUCUUUAGACAGAGACACAACAUUAGUGUAAAAAUCCUCUUUUUAUUUUUAAUCCUACUUCUGAGGAAUUAUUUAGCUGUUUGUAAGAGGUUCAGUCAUGCUUUUAGUAAAGUCUCCUACCAUAAAAAUCAUUGUCUGAUGGUGCUAGUGUCUGCUGUCUGAGGUUUGUUCAUGGCAGGUGUUUGUUUCUUCUAUGUCUGCUGUCGUCUGCAUUUUGUACACGAUUGAUGCUUUAUGGAUCUCGCUGCUUCCUAGAAACACAGAGCUCACACGACACACAAGCCAAACAAACUUUCACAUGUGAAAUCGUGACAGAGGGUGGUCCCGUUUCUGCUUGAGCAUGUCACAAAGCCACACGUUUGUAAAAUGCAACUGGAAACCUAUAGAAGUAGUGGACUCUAAUAUUGUUUUUAACACCACUGCUUAAGUUUUCUUUGCCUCAGUGUAAUUAAUCACCAUGUAUGAUAUUGAUGCUUCCCAACUCUAUCAAAACAAGAUAAAAAUGCCCUUUCGAAUGCACUGUUUCACACCUGAGAAAUGUGCUAAAACUAUUCUGUUGUCUUUUCUGUAGCUUUUGCCUCAUUUAGUGAUUUUCUUUAUCUGUUCUGUCGUCAUUUAAGUUUUAUGGUGAUUUGUGUUUUUCCAGAGGAUGGCUGACAUGUUUUAUAGCUGAUGGUUAAUUUGCAAGUGGUUCAAAGGUUUAAGGAUGAAGCAGCAAGGUGGCACGAGGAGCACAGUACUGUAGGACAGGAUGUUGGAUUCAUGUGUUCUGACAAAUAUUUUGUGAUUUAUUUUUUUUUGUUUGUAAUAAAUUACACUGCCACUCUUAUUUCUACUUGAUGUUUGUAUGUUCACUUUAACUGAAUGGUCAAAAGCACUGUAAAGAUGAGAUGGCUAAUGUGUGGUGGUGCUACGGGAAUAGGAACUGAUACUUAAAUAAGUGUUGUGUUUCCUCUUAAUGUAAAUUUCCUGUUUGUAAUGUACAGCCUAACUUGCAAUAAACACCUUUACUUUUUUCACAUUUAAGAGUUAUUAAAUGUUUUAAAAUCAGA